AUGCUUCACAAGAUUCUCUCUAUGGUAGCAACAAACCAUCUCGGGGACUUUGGUAGUGCAAGAGUUGCAUUACCCGCCUUCAAUCAAAUUGGUAGAGAAGAAUACUUCUACAAAUCUGCAGAUCUUAUUCACUUCAAUGACUGGAUUGAUGAGGUUAAUGUUGUCAGAACAUACAUGCUUAAGUGCUACCAAGCCGGUAAUCCACAGGCCAUCUACAUGCGAGCAUUUAGUGGUUAUGAUAGAGGACUGGUUCACAACUUUCCUACUUUUGCACGUGAGUUUGCUGAUCAGAUGAAUCACAUGCUCGCUACUGAGGUAUCCUCAGGUCAUUGGGGUUACGAAAAACCACAGAUCUUUAUGUCUCUAUUGGAAAAGAUAGAUCCCAACAUCAAUUAUAAUUGCUGGUGCGCAGAAAUGAUGCAACCGGUGUUUGUUGUCACCUUAGAUGGAUCAAGAACACGGUGGAAAUGCAAUUGUUGUUUCUGGCAAUGUGCAGUUUGGGACUUCUGCAAUGAUAUUCAUUGGACCGCUUCUAAAUGGCCAAUUUAA
Eruca vesicaria subsp. sativa (arugula) is the source of this 549-nucleotide messenger RNA. The record is from the annotation of a GenBank genome assembly. Lineage: Eukaryota; Viridiplantae; Streptophyta; Magnoliopsida; Brassicales; Brassicaceae.